Ooceraea biroi (clonal raider ant) is the source of this 9718-nucleotide messenger RNA. It is a transcript of the gene Asap, whose product is annotated as ArfGAP domain of ASAP. Gene Ontology annotation, molecular function: GTPase activator activity; protein binding. Lineage: Eukaryota; Metazoa; Arthropoda; Insecta; Hymenoptera; Formicidae. The record is from RefSeq and is a predicted model, not a curated record. Gene Ontology annotation, biological process: positive regulation of GTPase activity. Gene Ontology annotation, cellular component: cytoplasm.
AUCCGCAAACUAUGCGUCUUACCAGUCAACAUCGAACCGACCCGGCAAUAAAGUCAUGUCACUAGUUCAUUCCAUUAGCGUAACGGUCCUUUUAGUUUUUUUCUUUACGUUGUUCGAUUAAUUCCAUGUAAUAAUUCGAUGUAUUCUUCGUAUCCAUUAUUCUUUAAUGUGUAUUUUUUGAUCGCGAGUUACUGCGAUGAAUAAUGUAGCGUGCGACAAUUCAUUUUCGCCACGGCGGGCGGCAUUGUUUACCAAGCAUCUCAUGCCGUCAUUUCUUUCGCCGAGUCUGCAGACCUCGGGCAUUUCAAUCCCAACUUUAUGUCUACAUGCGGAAUCACUCACGACUCGACGGAAUCCCCACGCGUCGCUCGGACUACUCCGUCAUUCGGCACUGUCGUCCCGAGGCGGGCGGUAUGUUCGGGAUCCGGACCACGGUCAAACCAUUUUGGUUAAUUAGUCUUCGAUUAAAAUUUCGUCGAGUCUUGCGUGGCCAAUCGAGCACCAGAUGUUUGUCGCGCGCUAUCCGGAUCUCGCAAUAUUUGCGUCGUUCGCGAUCGAAAAUUGACCUCGGACGGGCGCGAACCCCGACGAUCUCGCUCGCACGGCUUAAAUCCUCACGUGCGAUGGACAGAGACGAAAGAGCUCUCUUGUUUGGUCGCGUCUGCCUAUUUUUCUCCACCGAAGGCGACAAACAGGCGACGCCGCUGUCGAUCGCUCGUCGAGGACAAAGCCAGAGAAGAUUCAGCCUUGUUCGCGAACGAAUCUUGGUCGCAGACAGUAUUCAUAUAUUUCGCCAACGUUCGGCCGCCCGGUAAAUCGUUCCAAGUUCUCGAGAUCGAGUUCGGCGCGUGUUCCGCUGUAGCAGAGACGCGCGUUCCCGAUCUAAGCUCGAUAUCUUCGACGGACGAUCCAAGCACGCAGAUUCGCGUUCUCUCGAGACCAUCCGUGCCUGACUUUUUGUUCGUCUGUUUUGUCGACGGUGUUCUAAUAAACCUGGUACACGAACAUUCCGCGGACUUAGUGAACUCCAGUCACACGCCCCAGUCCUUGCCGUGAUCAGCGAGUGGUCACUUUUCCCGUCGCACGUUCUCUUCCGAACGGAAUCAGCCGUCAGAGCCGGAGUCCGACCACGACAGUUGGAUCUCGCACAGGCUUAAAUUUGUUAAUUCAAGUUGAAGGGUAUCAAAUAUUUCGAAAUUGAUAUUCCUCUUUUAACUUUAUAUUUUAUUUAAUAAGACGCGUGACAAAGAUUCAACGAUUGUUCGAAAUUGUCUAUAUAAUUCUAAACAUAAUCGUUCUUUUCCUUUGUAAUUGUAACGUUUGCGUAAGCAAGCCUCGAAAUAUGUCAUUCGUAUUAUCCGCCAUUUGCCUCCUUAUUACUUCAUUGGCCACUUGAUAUCCCUAGUGGGAUGUCGCGGAUCUGGUUACACUUUGUUUCGUGGCGAAAGGUCACUAGUGACGAGCGCGCGCGUUGCCAGCGCCUCCUCAGUGAAAGUUUGGUCGCGGUGCGAGUGGCUCGGUGCAUCGGUGUGCCUCGGCAGUACUCGGCACCGACCGAGCUGGUAGUUGGUGCGCGAUUAGGUGCGAGAUCGGAGCAUCCAGUCUCGCCAUCGCGGACGCAGCUGCGUACGCGCGCGUGCGUGCUUGUCGCUCGGUGCGCUCAUGAGGACAUACGUGUACAUGUACGCGAGUGGGCGUGUAUGUGUGUGUAUCGGCCGUGCGUUCGUUUCCCGACUCGUAUGCACGCGCGCAUGUACGUAUGCGUGGUGACCCGCGCUCUUCACCGAGAAGGAGAGCGAGUUGCCGUUGCCGCCGCUGCUGCUGCUAUGCAUCCUCGCUAAGACGGCUAAGUGGCUCGCGGCGAGCAUGUCGCGAAAAUAAUCGCGCCGGUCUCGCGAGUGUCUCUCUGUGCGCGAACUCGGUGAGGUGGUGGUCGCCGGACACGCCACUCGACUUGCUGCCUGCAUCUCCGUCUCGCUUUUCCGUUCCCCGUUGUUAUUCCCCGUCUCUCUCUUUUCCAAUCGUACGCACUCGUUACGCACUUCACGCUUCUCGUCCCUCUCCCCUCGUUCCCUGUCACUCGUCGCGGCGGAACGACGUUUGUAUCGUGCGCUACGGAUACGCGGAGAGGCGGAAAAGGUGAUCGGAGUGUCCCGCGGAAUUCAUGAGAGACGACGGGUGAGGGGUGAACGGUGCACGCGGAACGCGGAACGCGAAGGUGUGCGCGCGGUCGCCGACGACGAGAAGAACGAGGGCUAGCACGAGGACGCGAGGGGGAGCCGCGGCAGCGAGAAGGGAUCCGCCGAAGGGACAGCCUCGGUUGCAGCUGGGGGGGUGGGGCGGCUGGCGGGAGACGAGGCAACUGACAGAAAACUAGAAAGGGAGGAAAGAUGCCGGGCCUAAUCGCCGUCAGCGAGUUCGUCGAGGAGACGAGGGAGGACUACAACUCGCCCACCACGUCCACCUUUGUCUCGCGGAUGCCACAGUGCAGGCAGACCAUCACGUCCCUCGAGGAGACUUUGGACUUUGACAGGGACGGUCUCACGAAACUGAAGAAAGCUAUCAAGGCUAUCCACAACUCGGGAAACGCUCACGUGGAUAACGAAGUAUAUUUGGGAAGGGCGUUGGAGAGACUGGGUGACGCCGCUCUGAAGGAACAGGAGCCGGAUAUAGGCGCGGCAUUUCUCAAAUUCGCGGUUGUCACGAAGGAGCUGAGUGCCCUCAUGAAAACCCUGAUGCAAAACAUCAACAACAUCGUGAUGUUUCCCUUGGAUUCGGUGCUAAAGGGCGAUCUGAGAGGCGUGAAGGGGGACCUGAAGAGGCCUUUCGAGAAGGCCUGGAAAGACUACGAGGCCAAAUACGCGAAAAUUGAGAAGGAGAAGAAGCAGCAUGCCAAGGAGGCCGGCCUGAUCCGUACGGAAGUCACGCCCGCCGAGAUCGCCGACGAGAUGGAGAAGGAGAGACGGUUGUUUCAGUUACAGAUGUGCGAGUAUCUGAUCAAAGUGAACGAGAUCAAAACGAAGAAGGGUAUCGAGUUGUUGCAGCAUCUAGUCGAAUAUUAUCACGCACAGACAAAUUAUUUUCAGGAUGGCUUGAAGACGAUUGAACACUUUGGCUCAUACGUGGCCGAUCUCAGCGUGAAAUUACAAAAAAUCCGGCAAACCCAGGAUGAGGAAAGGAGACGGUUAACGGAACUCAGAAGCCUCCUCAGGAGCUCCGGGUGUGAUAAAGAGUUGAAUGCGAACGCGAAUGUGGGGUACUCGUUGCACCAGCUGCAGGGGGAUAAGCAACACGGUGUCACGCGUUCCGGCCACCUGCUGAAAAAGAGCGAGGGCAAGAUGAGGCGAGUAUGGCAAAAGAGGCGGUGCGCCGUGCAGGCGGAGGGCUACCUCGAUAUCUGCCACGCGGACGAGAACAAGCCGCCCACGAGAGUGAACCUAUUGACCUGCCAGAUCAAGUUGGUGCCGGAUGAUAAGCGCGGCUUCGAUCUCAUAAGCUACAAUAGAACGUACCAUUUUCAAGCGGAGGACGAGGCGGAUCAGCGCGCGUGGAUGUCGGUUCUAGUGAAUUGCAAGGAGCGUGCCCUGCUCCGAGCGUUCGACGCGAGCGGCAAGGCGGAGCCCGGUAGCGGCAAUCCUAGUCUCGUAGAACUGCAGCAGGCCGUCAUACGAUGCGCUAUGCGGUUACCCGGAAACGAUCAGUGCUGCGAUUGCUCGUCACAAAACGAUGCUACGUGGCUGUCGACGAACUUUGGCAUAAUAGUAUGCAUAGAGUGUAGCGGCAUCCACCGGGACUUGGGCGUGCACAUAUCGCGAAUACAAUCCUUGACGUUGGACAACGUCGGUACCGCUCAGCUGCUGUUGGCGCGACACAUGACCAAUCAGGCGUUCAAUGAAGUGAUGGAGAGGACGUUACGUCACAAUCUCAAGCCGUCGCCGACGUCGACGAUGGAGGAGAGAUACGAGUUUAUACGCGCCAAGUACGUGGACAAGAGAUAUGUGUUGAACACGUGCGCGGACGAGCGCGAUCUACUUUCCGAUUUGGAGCACGCCGUUAAUAACCACGACCUGCAUCACCUUCUACAAGUUUAUGCCGAGAACGUAGAUCUGGCCGCGCCGUUGCCGACUUCGGACGUAGGUGAAACCGCGUUACACUUGGCCAUUCUGCGCGAGAUGGGCAGCAGUCUUCACAUUGUGGAUUUUCUCGUGCAAAACAUGCCGAGCGGUGGUAUCGAUCGGACAACUAUCGACGGUGAAACGGCGUUGCAUCUUUGCGCGCGGCACGAUCGAGCGGAAGCGAUGAAACUGCUUCUGCGAGCUGGCGCGGAUCCCUCCCAUCGGAACAAGCAAGACAAGACUCCGCUCGAUAUCGCUCAAGAAAUGGGACAUCAUACGUGUAAAGAACUGUUGAGUCACGCUUUGCAGAGGCAAAAGACAUUGUUCGAUAAUGUGAACAUUGACUGGAACCUUUCUCACGACGAAGGCUCCACAGAUUUCUCCGACGACGAGACGAUAAUAGAAGACAGGAAUGGAUGCCUGACGCCCGAGAAGAAAUCACGCAGCAGGCCACCGUCGUACGCCGGAGGCGGUGGUACGGGUGACUCGCCGGUGACGUUGCGCAGUCGGAGCAGUACGUGCGACAGCUUGCAGAGCGGAUCUUCUCCGAGCGCGUCAACGAAUCGCCAGCAAAUGCCCCCGCCGCCGCCGCCGCAAGCGAGAAAACCCGUAGCUGUGCCCACUCCCAUGGCGCCGGACAUUUCAAUGAACAUCCACGGCUCGCUGAAAAAGCGGAUAGCGCCGCCACCACCGCCAACCACCGGGAAUGCUGCGAGCGGCAUCGUUCUGCCACCGUCGCACUACGGUACGCUACCCACGUUGGCUACGUCGACGCACAGUCGUACGACCAGCGAGCCGAUUUUAGCCGGCCACACUUUACACACUCUACCGCAUACGUUGAACACACUAAAUAGCCAACAUCAUAAGAGAUCACCGAGCGGCGACUCGUCGACCGGACACGCUAUGGACAAGGUGAAUAGCUCGACGCUGCAGAGACCGCGAAAUCCGCCACCACCGGCACCGUCCGGUGUCACGUCCAGAUUAAGCAACGGACGCAGCAGCGAGUCAUUGAGCUCCAUGUGCUCGGAUCACGGUCUGGGCAAUCCCAUUCCACCGCCGCGGAAGCGAAGGGACCGGUCCAGGCUAGAGAGCUACGCUGAGGAACCUUCGUCUUUGCUCCCAAAUCUGAAUCUGCCGACUUCGUCGACGUUGACCGGUCUGCGACGCUGCCGGGCCCUGUACGACUGCGAAGCCGACAACGAAGACGAGCUAUCGUUUCGCGAGGGCGAAGUCAUUAUCGUGACAAACGAGCAGACUGACGACGAUAAUUGGAUGGAAGGCGCGUUAGAACGAGCGCCCGAUAGGCGGGGCAUGUUUCCGAUUAGCUUCGUGCACAUGCUGCAGGAUUAACACUCGGUAAGUUUAAACUCGUUGGCGAGCGUCUUCAGCACUGCCAGCUCGAUGAGCGUCGCUAGUCUCGGCCGGAGAAGCUGGCUGAGGAAGCCGAAGGAGUGAAACGAACGAGACGCGUGUUCGAGCCAUCAUCUUUGUUUCUGCAAGCCUCUCCCGAAUUCCGUGGCAGCCACGAGCGUUUGAAGAAAGAGAUGUUAGAUUUGAUCGACGGGCGCCACUAGGAAAUAAAAACACUUUGUCUACAUUUGGACUCUCGUUUUUCAUAUUUUUGCUGAUGUAUCUCUCGAUAUUUUUGUUUUUAACGUACAUCACGAAUCCUGUAAUAAAUCUCAGUACGCUCUUUCGUCAUGCAUGAAAUAACUGAUCGUACAAACACCUCGAGGUCGAUGUUCGGGGGUUUCUGAUAUUUAUCGAAGAAUGUUGUAUCUGAAGAGUUUAUAUACAUAGAGAUUUUAUUCAUCAAUUCGUAUUAUAUACGAUACGCAAAAUAUAAUAUAGUGGCAAGUUAAAAUUUCGGCUGACAAAGCAUGAUAUUGAUAACAACGCGUUGCAGUAACUGACUUUGCAACUGACGUUACAAUUGGAAUUAAGAAUGAUUCUCGAUUGUAAAGCCACGACGAUAAAAUGUGAUACAUAAUAUUUCAGAGUAAAUAAUUAAUAACUGCGAAAUAUAUAUGAAAACUCUCUAUGAUAUAUAUAUAUAUAUAUAUACAUAUAUUUAAAGAGCAGAUUAACGAACAAAUUGUGAGUCAUGAAUGACAUUUUCCAUAUUAAAUGGUUUAACGAGAUGUUAAUGUAGAUUUUAUCUGCUGCAUUCAACUGAUGUACGGGAUGAGAGGUCCUCUUUCCCAAAAACACAUAAAUCAAGCAUCUAUUAAUAAGGAAAAGUUAAUGAUAAAUAUGUAAUAAUAAAUAACUGUAUGUUAGAGCUAAAACAAAAUAUAUGAAAGAGACUCGAAUGCAAAUUAGAAAAAUAUAUAAGUUUUUAGUAUCGAUUUCACCAAUAUCUAAAGAGAUCCUGUACGGUGUACACUCGUGAUCACAUUGGUGAUCAACGAAAUCGUGUCGAGAAGAAAAAGAGAAAUACGUACAGUUGUGUUAGUUAUCUCAAUGUACGUACUUACGUACGUACGUACGUUCUAUUGAUCUGGUGCAUGUUCUUUUUUCUCUACUGCCAAUAUAACGGAUCGAUUUAACGUAGUAAUAGACAGAAACUCGUGGUAUAGGAUACCGUAUUCGUAUUUUACGUUUAACGCUAAAUAUGCCUAUCUACUUGUAAGGCUGAACUGUUGAAUGCAAUCUUCAUGCGAGACAAAUAAAUCUCAAAAUCAAACGAUCAUGUUUGGCGUUAAAUACAUUAAAUACGAACUAUAGUUCUUAGCAACAACGGGAAACGAUAAAAUUUCGUGAACGGAGAAAACACUGGAGGAGAUGAAUUUUACGAAGAUGAAGCACGAGAUGUUAUACACACGAUAUUGCAUGACACUCGAUAGUAUUAUAUUAGCGUAUUCAACUUAAGAUCGUCGUUACGAAUGUAUAUGUACAUUUUCUUUUUGUAAUGCCAUACUACAUUAUUAGUCGAUUCUCCGAUAAAAUAUGACGCUCGAAACUGGUUGUUAGCCGCUAAGCGUGCUACAAAAGACGACAGAAAUGUGUAACGUGAUCGCGUUAUAUUAUUAUUAAUAUUCUAUUCGAGUACAUGAGACCAAAGAGGAUUUUGCAAAAGAAAUAGAAUCGUCGAGAAUGGAAUAUUUGCGGAAUCGUUUUAAUCGAUUGAGUUCUUUUAAUUUAAUUUAACUUCUCACGUUUAAUACUGGAAAUAUGUAGCAAAAUUCAUUUUUUGAGUGUAAAAUAUUGUAACAACUCUAGCAGUACUUUAAUAAUAAUAAUAAUAAUAAUAAAACGUAAUUAUAUAUAUAUCUGCUGUCAUCGAUCGAUGAAACGGUUCCGCAAAUCGUCACGAUUCAGUAAUGUUAGCCUGAUCGACGGGAUCGGCAUGUGUUCCUCGUGUAAUAUAUACGGACUGUGCGUCGUUGCUUCGUCAGCACGAGUGUGAUUACUGAAGCUGUAAUUUUUUUUCUUACGAUUAUUAAUAGGGCUUUGUACAUAAACAAACGAAAGUAGAGUAUACGUUAUCAGCUGUGACACUAUUUCUCUCAAGUGUAAUUAAUUGAUUUAAGGGUGUAACGCCUAAUUAUAUAUUAAUAUAUAAUUAAUAUAUAUUAAUAUAUAUUAAUAAAUUGCUUCAUCCAAAACAUAGCUGCUACAUAGAGAAAUUUCGCAGAGAACGUUUCGUUUUAUUUAGAUAGAAAUAAACUUUUAUUUACUUCAAUCGCGCGUGUGCGCACGUCAUCCUUUUAUGUGUACAUAGAUUCUCUCAUACGUAACAUUUUUCUAAACAGCUAAAUAUCUACAUUUUGUACGUUUUCAAUUUUAUUAUUCUCAUGGUCAAAAAUAAAUCGUAUUAAUUAUUAUCAUUAUGACCAUAAAUGGUGUUAAGAAUAUUAGUUUCACAAAUUUACUAUCUAUAACAUUCAGAAUAGAAACGUCAGAGUAAACUAAGGUGCCAUUAUCAAAAAUAAUUCUUCUCAUAAAGACUUUAGGAAAAAAUUGUUCCGCUUUAAAUUAAAGUAUAUAUCACGCGUUAUAUUACCUAAGACUAAUAUAAAAUAAUUAAAAUCAACAGAUUAAGGGAGAGAAUCGCCAGUUUAUAUAAUGAACAUUUUUUAAUGUGACUAUGGAGUUCUUUGAUCUUCUAAUUUCGACAACACAUACCAAUAAUAACACGAACCAUUACGCAAUUGACUGGUCAUCACAUUUAAGGGAAGUGAAGUCGUUCUCUAGGAUAUCGUCGGUUUGAUAGCCGUGUUUCUCAAUAUCUUAAAUGCAGUUGUUUAAAAACAGGAAGUAAACGCGAAUAAAUGCAAUCUUAUUUUUAAGCCCAAACGAUAAUCUAAGGUAAGCCUAACGAGAAAUAAGCGUACCGUUAUAUCGAAGUUGUAUCUCGCCUAUGACUUCAAAACGUAAUAAUGUCUGUAAUAAAAAAAGGAAGUGUUAUCUAUUUCAAACAUUGAAUGGGCGUUCUUUUACCUCGCUUUAUCUUGAAAUUCGCGAAUUUCAUAGCAAACGCAUCAAUAUCGUCAUGUUGAUGAUUUACGUUCGAAAUAGGAAAACGUGUCGUCGAUCUAUGUAAAUACGUGUAUAGAAUUAGAAGUAGAAAUCGUGGUACGUAUGCGCGUGUGCGUGAGACGAUGGAAAGAAAGGGAAAAUACGUCGAUGUUUAUAUUAUGUACCGAACACAUAUUAAAAAAAAAAACGAUAUAGUCUAAGUAUGUGGAUACUGUCUAUUUAACUGUACGGUUUAAACGAUGAUCCUUUGCAUUUCAAACUUAAGAGUAGUCAUUAAGUAGGCUGUAAGUAUUUAUUAUAAUUUUGUAGUCUACUCGUACUAGGCGAAACGUGCGUGAGUGUAUAGAAACGAAACAAGGUUCUUCAAAUGUUUGGUACGAAUUGCAAAAUGCCUGACUCGAAUCGAUUGCAAUGAUGUAAUCGUGACUAAACUCUCUCUCUUUCUCUCUGUCUAAUUCUACGUUACGACUACGAUUGUCAGUCGAGACGGGGCGGAUAGUUCUUAAUAUCAAUUUUUUAUAAAUGGUUGAUAAAUAAUUAAAACAUUAUAAAAAAGCAAAAAAGAUCCAAAAGCCCUUGAGACGUUUCCUAUCCAUUCCUUUUUGGGUGCCCCGUCUAUAUUUGGCAGAGAGCUAGAGAGAGAAUCACAGAGUUAACUAAAGAUUAAAGUAUAAUUCAUCCCGAGGGUAACGUAUCAGUCGCUACACGAAGACGCACGAAUUCGGAGAGAUAACGACUCCUUGGAUCCGAGGCAGCAGCACAAAUCAUUUUGUACUCGUAUCUGAUAUUUUACCAACCUUAUACCGAUAUUGCGUGAGAAGAUAUAUUAAUAUAUUAAAUCCUUACGUGUACGUAGCCAUUCCGUUGUCGCGAAAAAAUUAGAUGAAGCGAAGAACGAUGACGAGUCGAUCGAAUAAAAUCGUACGAUUCUAGAUUCGGCGAACGUGCGUCGCUCGCUGAUGCAGGUCUAAACAUUUAUAUAUUAUGGAACGAUAUAGAUAUUGUAUCGACAUUUAUCUAUUACCUUUCACCGUUAAAACUGUGCACAUUGUCCCCGAGCUGAACGCGACUUCAGAAAUGUAAUAAAAGAAGAAAAUAAAUGCUGUUUAGAGAACUACAAG